GGCUGAAUCACUGUGUCUCUGUGCACAGGUGAGCCCGAUGCGGAUCCGCCGGCUGGGCGCGGGGGAGCGCGGCGGUCCCUAGCGGAUGCUGAAGAGCCGGCCUGGGGCUCGCAGCCCCUCUAGAGCCGGUGAGGCCCUGGACGCGCUUGGGGUGGGAGAGAUGGACUCGGCAGAGCCGGCCGGCGGAGACCUUUCGGCGGAUCGGCCCGCAGAUAAAACCCUUCGGUGCAGAGAGGAGGAGCCGGAGAAGGAGGGAGAUGAUGCGGGGAGGAAGAGCGGCAGCGACUGCUCCUGGGAGCAGAGCCUGGAUCCCGAGCUGCAGCAGGGAUACCGCAUUUUGCGGGAGUUUCUCAUGGAGAAGCACCGGCAUCUAACAGCACCUUUUUUAAAGCCCCUCGAGGAUCAGGCAUCCAUCAGGGAAGAAGAAGGAGCUGGCUCUCUCUCGGGUCAUAACGGCAGUCGCUCCUUUCAGCAGUUCCCAGCUGGAAUGUGGUUGCUGAAGAUGGAAGAGAAAUUUUCCAACGGGCAGUACAGAGGAAUAGAAGAUUUCGUGAGUGACUUCCGGCUAAUGCUGGAGACGUGUUACCGGCUGAACGGUGUAGAUCACUGGCUCUCCAAACAAGCGCAGAAACUGGAGAUGAUGCUGGAACAGAAGCUGGCACUGCUGUCCCGGCAUUUAAGAGAAAAAACAUCAAUAGCUGUGACAUCUAAAGGAUGCUACGGGCUAGAAGAUGAGAAAGGAACAUCAUGCAUUUCAACAAGACGUCGUUCUGCACCUCGCACUUUAGGCUUAUCAACAGGCGUGUUUGAGUCUGUGAUGGUUCAAGUUUUAAGACAAGAGGAACAGCUGAGAGCAAAAGAAGAAAAGAGGCUGAGAGAGCAAGAAAGAAAAGAAGCAGAAGAAGCUAGCCAGAAAGAAAUAGAAGAAUGGGAAAAGUCACUUUUAGCUCAAGCAGCCCCUACAAGGAUGGAGACAAUGUGGGAGAUUCCAGCUAUUGGUCAUUUUCUUUGUUUAGCACAACAGAUUUUAAAUUUACCUGAAAUAGUAUUCUAUGAAUUGGAGCGUUGUCUUCUGAUGCCUCAGUGCAAUACUUUUUUAUCUAAAAUAAUGACUUCUCUGUUAAGUCCUCCUCAUCGUAGAUCUACAUUACAUCGCAGGCCCACGCUUUCCUACAGGACUUGGGAAGCAACGCUCAGACAGAAAGUACAGCACUGGUAUACUGUUGUAGGGCAGACUGAUAAUCCUAAUAACUCUGCAGAAAAACUUGGAUUGUGUCCCCAGUUUUUCCAAGUCCUUGGAGAAGUUAAUCCCUUGGAGGAAAAACGAUUUCAUGAGUUACCAUUUUACCAAAAGGUGUGGCUGCUUAAAGGUCUCUGUGAUUUUGUGUAUGAAACACAAAAGGAUGUUCAGGAUGCAGUACUAGGUCAGCCUAUCCAUGAAUGCAGAGAAGUGAUUCUUGGUUAUGACUACUUGGAGAAUGCAUACGUUCACUUUCCACAGUUUUGUGGUGCAGAUGUUCGGAUUUACAAACAAAAACCUUUUCAGGCUCCGGAAUUCCCAUCUCCUCCCAUCAAAGUUAAGAAGAUGUCACGAAUUAAAUUGGAGAAGGCAAAACAUGAGUAUGUAAGCAAAGGCAAUGGAGAGGUCAGUUCUAGUGGCAGAGGAGAGCCGCUACAUCAUUCUAAGACAGAAAUAGAGAAAAGUAUGGACUCUGUUCUCUGUCCAGAAAAAAUCCCACAUACAGAUAGCUUUAGAGUUACUACAGAAGACAAUAAAAUUAAUUGUGAAACCAAGACCUCAGGAGUCUGCAACACCAAAAAACCUGUUUGCUAUAAAGAGAACUUGAGGAAGUUCAGUAGUUCAGGACAGAUUGUUGGUAUGGGUGAUCACACUAGUUCAGGAGAAGUAAGGGUGGUGGAGAAUGGACAGGGUUGUGCCACUGAAAUGGCCAGAGUAAAAGCUGUGAUUAGUCCAUUCAAGGAGAAUACACUGAACGCUUGCCAAAUGCAUGUCAAUGGUGCUCAUAAUGACAACCAAGAUACAAACUUCCAUGAAUCUCCUAAAGAAACAGUGCUAGAGAACUCACUGCGGAACAGUAAGAAACUAAGUAAGUUACGGGCAAAAAAGAAGAAAAAGAAAAAAAAGAAGUUGAAGGAUAUUCUAAAUGAAAAUCUACAGAGAAAACUUGAUGAAUUGCAAAGAAAGCGUGAGAUUCAUAUUCACCCAUUCAAAUCUUAUAAAUCUGAGUUCCAAAAUAAGUUGUUCAUAAUUAAAAAGAAAGCAAAACACAAGAAGCACAAGUCUGGAAAAAAAUCGGUAUCUAAAAAAGCAAUCACGAAGAAGAGGAAAGGGGUCACAAAGUCUCCCAUACCAGAAUUUCAGCUUAUUUGCACUAAUCUUGAUGAACUCAGGGAAUUAAUCACAAAGAUUGAGAGAGAACUCAAAGCUCUGGAGGACAUUAAAAAGAAAUCGGGAAGAUGGUACCACCGGAAGCAAGCAGUAAAGGAACUGCAUGGUACCUUGAUACGACUGCUCAAUGAACUGUUACCAUGGGAACCAAAGCUAAUGAAAGCAUUUCAAAGAAACAGGUCUAGAUUGAAGAAGGACUAUGACGAUUUUAAAAGACAUCCAGACCAUGACAAAUUUAAUAGAGAAUUGUGGAGUAAUGAUGAAAGUGAAGUUGAUUCUGGCAAAGAUUCUUUUGCAGUAGCAUGCAGUAAAUUUUCAGAGUCUGUAGAAAAUGUGGAAGCUGCUGAAAGAGAUCACCCAGACAAUGGUGAAAUGAAGAUGAAUUCAUUAGAGAUGAAUUUACCUGCAGGAAGAAACAGAAUUCUGAAAAAGGAAUCAACUUCUAAAGAAAUACCGAAGACACUUCCCAAAUGCAUUAAACGACAGUCGAAGCAAAAUAUUUGUCUGGAUCAAGGCACUAAUGAGCUUUCACCAAGGAAGAAGGCUAAGCUGAGCACUACUGAGGCUGUGACCCAGAGUUCAGGAAGUCACCAGCAGCCAGAUAGCUGUUUGACUGAGCUGAAACAAUGUGAAGGGUCAACUCUAGAAUCAUUUUCCUCGACAGAUCCUACAACAUCAGCAUCAACAGUUCUGAAAGGGACCAAACCCAUUCAGGCCUUACUUGCCAAGAAUACUGGUAACAAAGUGACCUUAACAAAUAAACUGUCACCUCCCCCAGGCAUAAAUCUAUCUACUUCAGAAAAUCCAGCUUUACCACCUUUGGAAUCAUCACUUAUAAAACCAGCAUUGCCCUGCCAGACCAGUUCAGUGACUCCUUUACAAGUGAUGUACAAAAUGCCAAAUGGCCACUGUGUACCAAUAGACCUUCACAACAGCUCUGUGAAAAUUCAAGUGCAACCAGUGAUUGACCCUAAGACUGGAGAAAAAGUCAUGCAACAAGUUCUUAUUUUACCAAAGAACUUUGUUAUUCAGCAGAAGGAAGGAAAAGCUGUGCCCAAGGACAUCCAGUCACUACAACAAAAAUCAUCUGAACUGCCCUGUAAAACUUCACCAGAAAUAUCAAAUGUCAGUGUUCCUUCACCUCCUGCAGUAACGAGCUCUGCUAGUGCUACCACUCGGUCACAUGGUACAAUUUUUAACACGAAUAUCACUCACUUGUCACAAGUGACUGGUCCCAUAAGCACUGUGCAACUACUGCCUGCAGUAACUUCAGCAGGUAACUUGUUACCAUCAACUAAGGUGAGUCAGGCUGACAAAAUGAAGACUACAGUUACAACUGCCACAUUCCCUGUUUCUUUGACUUCACCUAAUCUUUCCACAGCUACCCAGCCUUUGAUAGGAGCAGCAGCAUUAAAUGGGUCUCCAAACACUGCUUCUGCCUGUCCUAGUGUUUCAUCACAGCAGACAAAUGACUCUGUUGAGACGAGGCAAGAGCUGAAAACUGUGUGUAUAAGAGAAUCACAAUCCAUUUUGGUCACAACACGAGGUGGAAAUACAGGAAUCGUUAAAGUGCGAACAAACCCAGACCAGAGCUCACAGAGCAGUUUAUCAUCUAGUUCAGUUUCCACUUGCACACCUCAACUGCAAGCUUUUCUUACACCAAAAACUACAGCAUUACCAUGCUCUGUUCUUCCAUCUGUAGCAACAGCCUUGUCUGGUCUCCAGCAUACUGGACAAUUGCCUCUUUCUAGACUUUCCCCAUCAACUGCUCCUUCUGUUAACAUUCCAACUCUCCCAGCUGAUUUUACCCAGGCAAUGGAGAAAAAUAUCAAAUUCACAUUACAGCAGCCUGCUGUGGGGGGCACUUUGGGUCAAGUAAGAGAGAACUCCAUUUCAUUAGCUAGCAAUUUGAUGUCAGCAGCGCCACACAGUCCUGUUAGUGUGACUAGCACUGGACAAAAUAACACUGUUGUAACUCCAAAUUCUGCAGAGAAGCGACAAGUCUACACUAAAACAAAUCCUAUUAUACAAUCUGAAUCUAAUUCAGCAGCAAAAGGAGAUGUAAUCAGUGGUACUCCAGUCCAGAAACUUACCUUAGUCUCAAACCCACCUAUUUUAUCUCCCUGUGGUGCAUCAGGAAUCAGUAUUAUAACCUCUGUGGCAUCAACUGGUGUGAAUGCUCAGAAACUGGUGUUCAUUAACACACAAGUUCCUAAUGGCCCAUCAACUACUGGUCUAGUUGCAGAGUCAUUGAAACAUAACCUUCCUUCCUCCCUAAGCAAAACCUUUGUUAAUGCCACAGAGCAACCACAGUUGGUUCUGGUCCCAUCUACUGUAGGACCACCAGUAAGAAUAAAUUCAUCACCAACUAUUGCUCAAGUAAAAGAUGUGAAAAUUGGACUAAAUAUAGGUCAAACCAUUGUAAAUACUAAAGGCAGUGCCCAACAGGCUCCAUCUGUUAAUAUAUUGCACUCUGCUAUUUCUAAGGGAGAAGACAAAAAAGGUGUGGGCCUGGCACUGUCUUUGACAAGUAGUAGUAGUACUUUGGUUCCUGUUCAGAGUUUUGUGAGUCUAAGUGCUGUGUCAGUUAGUGAAUCUGUAUGUGUUGCAACAAAAGCUGAAACUGCCUCUACUGUAACAACAGCAAAUGCAUGUGUAGAAUCUAUUUCAGUAACAUCAGCUGGAACUUCUUCCAGGACGCUAUCCACUGUCUUGACUGGGAGAAAUGAUCUGUCAAGAACAAGGCCAAAUCUGGGUAAUCGACUGUGUACAUCAAAUACUGGAAAUACUGUAGGUGUAUCAACUGUGAAAACAGGACAUCUUGCAUCGUCUGUACUGAUAUCAACAACACAGCCAACAGUAUCUCCUCAAACCUUAACAUCUGCUUUGCAAUUUCCAGUCAUUAGCUUGCCUGGAUCUGUAGUCAACCCCCAUAAUGUGCUACAUGCAGUUCCUCAGUUGGCAGCAGUUCCAGCUCCUCCUCCAGUACAAAAAAUCCAGUUGCCCACACUGCUUCAGUUUCAGUCAUCAGGGGUUUCAGCUGCUAUACCAAGUAAUGCAGUUAUUCACAAUCCUCAGAAUUCAUUGCCUCCUCCAUCACCAAAUGCAGGUAAAGUCAUUAGUUUUCCCAGUUUUUCUCCCCUUCAAUGCCAGCAGGUGCCUCCCAGUACAGGGAUACCCAGUUAUGCUUACACUUGUGCUUCUACCAUUCAGUUGUCCUCAGGCUCUCCAGCUGUAACAAGCAAGGCAGGAGGGCAGUUGAAUGAACCUUGCAUUCAACAGAAAAUAGUCAUUAACACCUGUAUGCCUUUGGCACCUGGAACUCAGAUAAUGAUUAAUGGUACUCGUUUUGUUGUUCCAUCACAAGGCCUUGGAGCUGGCAGCCACAUUCUUCUUCUGUCUUGUGGCACAAAACAGACUCCUUCUGUUAACCAUGGUCAGGAGCUUCAGGGUGUGCCAAAUGUGAAUCCAGUAACCUCAAAAAUCAUGCUAGCCCCAAGUACUUCAUUAAGUUGGCAAAUAUCAAAGCUUCCUUUGAAAAGUUCUUCAAAAAUUGUGAACCCUGGUGGUGCUUUAUGUGUUGUAACACCCCAGACACACAGCACUCCAGCAAGCUCAUGUACUCCACUGUCUGCAGCCACACCGACAGUGUCUUCAGUGAUAAAGUCUCCUGUUAAUGUAGCUACAUCUUCUGUGGUUUCUGCCAUUCAUACUCCAAGCUCACAUUUGCCAAGCAACACUUCAGCAUUUCACUUAGACAGUUCUGUCACAAAACUGUUGGUCAGUCCUGAGGGAGCCAUUCUGAAUGCUAUGAAUACUCCAUCAUCAAAAGGUUCUUCCCUGCCUUCAUCACUGCCUUCUGUUGUGUCCACAAGUAGAAAUCCUACCCCUAUCUUCCCUGCAUCUCAGUCAUGAAUCUGAUAAAGCUGCAUCCUGAACUUACUGCAAAUGAGCCAGUUUGAAAUUUUGGGGGAUUCUUCUGACUUUGGAUGUUGUACUUGUUAGAUAAUUUCUUACUGUUUGCAAUAGUUGAUUUAUUCAAAAUGACUUAAGAUUAACAUUUUUUCCUGUUCCCUGUGGGGUUUAGGAGGAAGAAAAAAUAAUUUAGUUUGUCAGAGAGAUGUUUUCAGAGAGUUCUUUAAUAACAAGGUCAGAAAUUAGUUCAUUAAACAUUUUAAUUUGGAGAAAUCUAGCCAUUUGCACAUGUUUCAUCUUACAGUAUGGACUGUCUGCCAGUGUGUUUAUGACAGUGUGUUUAUCUCCUUUUUUGUUGGAUUUUUUUUUCUGUAAAAACAUAUGCAUUGUAAAAAUGCAGUGUAUGGUGUAGAAUUGUACAUAUUCAUGAAUUCCUAACAGUCUGUACUAAACUAUAUGUACAAAGAACUAUGCUGUCUUAUUUAUGUUUUGUUUACAUAAUGUAUAGUUUUUUAAGUAUUUUAGUA
Molecule: messenger RNA, 6852 nt
Organism: Calypte anna (Anna's hummingbird)
Lineage: Eukaryota; Metazoa; Chordata; Aves; Apodiformes; Trochilidae
Gene: BRD10
Product: KIAA2026 ortholog
Exons: 8
Coding region: 86-6325 (2079 amino acids)
Molecular function (GO): protein binding
Source: RefSeq, a predicted model, not a curated record